This is a messenger RNA of Hippocampus comes (tiger tail seahorse), 1768 nucleotides long. Its product is annotated as ankyrin repeat domain-containing protein 7-like. The record is from RefSeq and is a predicted model, not a curated record. Gene Ontology annotation, molecular function: protein binding. The coding region runs from base 924 to 1667 and encodes 247 amino acids. Lineage: Eukaryota; Metazoa; Chordata; Actinopteri; Syngnathiformes; Syngnathidae. The transcript has 6 exons.
ACAGCUGGGAUAGGCUUCGGCAUGCCCUCGACCCUUGUGAGGAUAAAGCGAAUUGGAAAUUGGAUGCGUGGAUGUAUUUUUCCCCGAAGGAAAAAAUAUUUGUCAUAUUAUUUCGUAAUUGUCCAUGUCUUUGUCGAUGUGCCCUUGCCGUAACUUUAAUUAGAACAAUAAAGAGAUCUUGAUUCUGAAUGGAAAAACAAUGACGGACUGACAUUGCCUCAAAAUGCAGUACUUUUAAUGCUUUGUCUCUGGGGUUUGGAAUAACAGCCUUCAAUGUCCAAACCAGUAUCAUAUGAUGCAAUAUAAUGUCACCAAAACUUAUUCGUAGUCCAAGUUUCCAUGUCAAUUCUUCUGAACGCAUCUCGGCAUUCACGUGCAUUCUCAGCCAUCUCAGAAAUUUUCUUGACAAAAGGUGACAUCUAGUGGUCAACGAUAGAAACUCACAUCAAUUCACUGGAACGCGCAAGACGGCCGCGCCACUGGAGCGUACACCGUUAACUGGUUUAUGUAUACUUUUUGCACAGCUUGCUGUUAUCGAACCGGGAGCACAGCAGUUGUUUGAUCCAUUUGGUUCAAAGAGUUCUCAUGCUCAUUACAUUUUAACAACUGGGACGACGCUUAAUUCAACAGACCUUAGCUACUCACAUAGUUAAAUGGUAAACGAAGCAUGAAAAUGGAUCGUGAUCUUGAUUCUAAUUUUUCUGGUAAAUGAAAAAAGUGUGGUGAAACAUUUCUACCAAUAGUGGAAGCUCUCUAGAAUUGUAUUUGUCGUGAAAACGCGGAAGUACUGUACCUUAUUUUGUUUUUAAUGAUUUCAAAAAGGAGUGACAUCAAUUUGGAAGAAUAUGUGAGAAGAAUAAGGAGUUUUGCCAUCGCUGAUCAUUUUUCAUCAAUUAAGUUGCUGUGCUACUGCUGAGGUGAAGAUGAAGAAAUUAUUUGCCAACUUCUCCAACAAGAUGCGAGCACCAAGUAGUGCACCAGACAGCGGUGGUCCAACCACUGCUGGCUACAAGGUGAAAAAAAGGAAGAUGGAAAAUUUGCACAAGGCUGCCUGGAUGGGUGAUGUGGGCAAGCUGCGAUGGCAUGCCAUGUGCAAUAAUGACGUUAAUAAGGUUGACAAGCACAAUAGAACUGCGCUUCACCUGGCUUGUGCCAACGGACAUGCUGGGGUGGUGGAUUUCCUCCUCAGUAAACAAGCCAAGAUCAAUCUAUUCGACAGCCAAAAGAGGACCGCCUUGAUGAAGGCGGUGCAAUGCCAGAAUGAUCUGUGUGUGAACAUUCUGCUGGAGAACAAAGCUGAUCCCGACCUGAUGGACGCAGAUGGAAACACAGCCCUACAUUUGGCCGCCAAAAUCCCGUCACUCUCCUGCGUCAUCAUGCUCGUGAAGAAGGACGCUGACCUGAAUGUGAAAAAUCUGAAAGGCCUUUCACCCUUGACUAUGGCAGUCCGUGGAGACCACAUUGCAGUGACCGAGUUUCUCUUGAGGAAAGGCGCUGAUGUUAAUAUUUUAGACAAACACCAAAGGUCACCAUUAAUGAUCGCUGCAGCCAAUGGACAAAUGGACAUGGUACGAAUGCUCUUAUUGUUUAAAGCCGAUUUUACACUGAUGGAUAACAAAGGACUAUCGGCUGAGGACCACGCUGUGGCGAAUGGCCAUCGACCGUAAGUUCGUGUUCUUGUCCUUACUCACAUUUUUCAAGACAUAUUUUCUUCCAAUCUCAUUUACAGUGGAACAACUUCAUUUUAAGGUUAUUUAGUGUAGAACCG